ACUAGUAUAGACCAUCGUGAAUACCUAUUAUGGCAAAACCACCAAAGUCAAGCGGCUGGUGACCAGGCCGGUCGAGUUGGCUAUCUUCUAGUAAAUGCAAGAAGAGAGUGCCUAUGCCAUAUUGACAUCCAACUUUUCCGUCGUCAGAAUCACCGUAACAUACCUAUGUAUGUAGCACUAGAGGCCCCUAUAACUCAACUUAGUAGCAAAGCAAACUAGCCAAAACCGAAGCCAGAGUCACUCGCUAUUGACUGAUUCUCGUGACGAGAGGCCUCGAAAGAUACCUAGUCGAGGACGAACCAAAACACAUACACAAACAUGAAUGACGAUGGCUCGUGCCGUGACAAGAUGUAGCCGUAGCUUCGUCCUCUGCUCUUCCUAUAUGAACAUGGCCUUCGAUGUCGGUAACUCAUCUCCCCUCCUACCCUAAAACCGAAAUGCUUCUCGGAACUCACAGAAAACAUCAAGAUGCAUUACCUACUGCUUUCCCUCAUGCCCCUCGUGGCCUACGCCACGUCCAUCAUCGACGCCACCCUCGCGGACCCAUCGCCCCCGCGCCCGGACAAGCUGCCCGCCAUCUCGCCGCCCUUCAACUACACGGCCAUCGAGGCCGGGCUGGCGGAACAUCUGUCUCUCGCCUCGUUUCGAAUGGAGGGCUUGAACGCAUCGGCUAGAAUGAUACCCCAGGCCUGCAAGGACAGAGCCAAGGACUACCACAUGCAGCCUUCUGACUUACAGGUCUUUCGGUCGACGUACGACGACUGCGAGCAGCCUUGGGUGAUGUGCCGGCACAACAACGCGACCGUUAGCAUGCAAGACAUAACAACCGUCUUCGGCCGCAUCCCCCUCGGCAUGCGCCAGUUCACGCGCCACCUGAUCGUCCUCCCCAGCGCCUCCCUGCCCCCCGGCUGCGCAGGGGUAAGCAGCGACGACGCGAUCGUGGUAGGCGACAGCGCGCUGAAGCACUUUGUCCUCGCGCACGAGAUCUCGCACUCUCUCGACGCCCGCAACCGCCCCACCACCACCCCCACCCCCAACUCCAACUCCAACCUACCGAUCGGCAUAAGCAUCUCCCCCACCUGGCGCGCCUCCUACGCCCUCGACUCCGCCACCGUCUCCGAGUACGCGCGCUCCGCGUGGCCCGAGCAGCUGGCCGAAACCGGCGUCGCCGCGCUGUACGACGCCGUCGUGCCGGGCGGGCUGGCCAGCGCCGGGAACCCGAGCUACGGCGGGGUGAUGAAUCAGGUUGGGGCCUGGAGGCGGGAGUUUGGGAGGUUUGUGGAUGGGGAGGGGGGGUGCGGGUUGAGGAGGCCGGAUUCGCCGAUGGUGGGGUGGGAUGAUUGA
Hypoxylon fragiforme is the source of this 1344-nucleotide messenger RNA. RefSeq lists its product as uncharacterized. The record is from RefSeq and is a predicted model, not a curated record. The transcript is spliced from 3 exons. Lineage: Eukaryota; Fungi; Ascomycota; Sordariomycetes; Xylariales; Hypoxylaceae. Bases 469 to 1344 code for a protein of 291 amino acids.